Caretta caretta (loggerhead turtle) is the source of this 2563-nucleotide messenger RNA. The record is from RefSeq and is a predicted model, not a curated record. Lineage: Eukaryota; Metazoa; Chordata; Testudines; Cheloniidae.
GACCUGAAUACUUAAGUAUUGAAGUGUCUUGUCUCUUGAGCCUUUAUUGCUUCUUUUCUUUGCAGUUCCCUCCCUAAGGCAGCACACCUGAGGAAACGUCUUUCCCCUGGCAUGGGCUAUGUCAGACUUUGUAGAGCAUGCCCCUUGUGAGAACUUUGAGGCCAAUGUGUUUGCCAAGAGCCGAUGCCAGAAUUGUUUUCGGGCAGUUGGUGCUCACCACCAGCCCAGCAACCAGGUGCCAGAGGAACAUACUGUGGAGGCCCCACACAGUGGUGCCACCUGUGGGCCAGACCCAGGUGGACUUUGGGACCCCGUGUGCAUCUUAGCUCCCCAGUGUGAGUUGUAUGUGUGUGCGGGCUUCGACGAGGGGACUGAGGGCUGGCAGGAGAGCUUGGUGUACACCCAGCUCAGCAGCCGAGCCCAGGACAAGCACGGAGAAACCAGCCCCAGUACUGAUAUCUGCACCGACCCCGGAACCAGCGCCACGCUCUCUGGGGACUGUGAAAUGACCAGGCUGCUGGACAGCAUUUUGGGAUUGGGCAAACAAGACAUGAUGAACUACACUGGCCAGAGGAAAGAGGUGCAGAUUGGAGCCCUGCAGUCAGACAGACCCAGGUGGGGUCAGACCAUAUCCUGUGGAUCCUGGGGGAGAACAGAGUCCCAGAGCUUCAUGAAAGAAAUCUCCCCUCGGAAAGCAGAAUCCAGUCCUGGGAGGCAGAGCGCUGGAGAUGGCUGGGGAAAGCAUCAGAUGGAGAGCGGUUAUUUCUCUCUGGAACGCCGGAAAUCUGACCCCACCUGGGUCUCCUCCCCGCCACGAGCCAGCCAUGGUGCUUUGCCCAUGCUCAGUGACCCGAUAAGGGCUGGCAGGCGUCUCACUUCCUCCGUCAGCUCAUUGGACUCUGACCUACCUGGGUACACGAGGGGCGGUGGCGAGGAGCGACAUGGCCUGGUGCGGCAGGAAUACAUGGUGUUGGCUGAUCUGCCCAAGCCCAAGCGGAUCAGUCACAGGGAGGCAUUUGACCAGGAACGCAGCAGCUCCCGCACUCGGAGCCCAGGCCGGGCAGAGGUGGAGCGGAUCUUUGGAUACGAGCGCAGGAAGUCUGAGACGCUGGAGGCGUUCCAGGCCCUGGAGGAGGGCCUCCUGGACCGGCUAGAUGGCAAGACCCCACUGCUGGCCAAAGAAGGUCGAUUAGGCAGGAGGCAGUCCAGCCCCAGCCUGUACAGAGAGGGGAACAAGAGGCUCCCACAGCAGCUGGAGCAGCAUGACAGAGGCAGAGGAGAAGCCCUGCGCUCAGUGAGCCUGGCUUGGCGAUCAGAGAGAGACUGGAGGAGCCGAGUGGAGUCCAUGUGCCACGUGAGUACAGAUAAGUGCCUGGAUAGAGAAAGGGUGCCUCUUCAGCCCUCAAAUCCUGAAAAACACACAGAUAGUAACUGGAAAAGCCAGAGGGAUUCCCUGCACCCCACAAACUCCGGGAAGAGUUCAGAUUACAGUUGGACUGGCCGAGGGGGGCACCUGUGCUUCGUGAGUCCUGGGAAGCAGACAGAGAGCAACUGGAAGAGCCCAAGGGAGACCCACCCUCUGAGUCCAGUGACGAGGACUGAGAGAAAGGGGAAAGGUGCAAAAGAGCCCCUGCACCCUGUGAGUGCUGGAAAACACAUGAGUGAACGACAGAGCCUAGAGAAGAAACGCCACCCUGUGAGUCUGGGGAAAUGCACAGAGCGUGAUCAGAAGGGCCACGGCAAAUCACUGCGCCCCGUGAGUCCAGCCGGGAAGCCAGAGAGGGACUGGAGUAGCCAGGCAGAGACCCUGCGCCCCAGGAGUCCAACUAGGCAGCCGGAGAGGGACUGGAGGAGCCAGGCAGAGACCAUGAGUCCAGCCGGGAAGCCAAAGAGGGACUGGAGGAGCCAGGCAGAGACCCUGCGCCCCAGGAGUCCAACUAGGCAGCCGGAGAGGGACUGGAGGAGCCAGGCAGAGACCAUGAGUCCAGCCAGGAAGCUGGAGAGGGACUGGAGGAGCCGGGCAGAGACCCUGCGUCCCAGGAGUCCAACUAGGCAGCCGGAGAGGGACUGGAGGAGCCGGGCAGAGACCCUGCCCCCCAGGAGUCAAACUCAAAGAUCAGAAAACAACUGGAAGACCCAAGAGGAGUGUUUGUGCCACAUGAAUCCAAUGCAACAGCUAGAAAGGGACUGGAGAAGCCAAGGAGAAUGUCUGUACUCAGUGAGCUCAGGGCACCAACCAGAGACCAUGAGGAAAAGCCCUGUGAGUCCAAGUCAAAGGUCAGAGAGUGACUGGAAGAGCCAUGAGCGGUCCCUAGACUUAAGCUCAGAGAAGCAAUUGGAGAAUGACAGGGGCAAAGAGGAGACCCUCUUGCAUCAAUCCCAGCUAGAUCGAGGCACACCCCAACCCCUCAACAAUGCCAGCUCCAUGGGAAGCCAAGAUCUUUAUUUGAACACUAACGGGCAACGCAAAAAGGUACUCCAGAAACUGGGGAGGAAGGGGGCACUGGGGCGGGGGAGAGUCAUGUGCUGUCUUCCCGGCCUCCCCACCCGCAGUGUGCCUUAG